Tachysurus vachellii is the source of this 4778-nucleotide messenger RNA. It is a transcript of the gene ap3b1a, whose product is annotated as adaptor related protein complex 3 subunit beta 1a. Gene Ontology annotation, biological process: vesicle-mediated transport; anterograde synaptic vesicle transport; intracellular protein transport. The record is from RefSeq and is a predicted model, not a curated record. Lineage: Eukaryota; Metazoa; Chordata; Actinopteri; Siluriformes; Bagridae. The transcript has 27 exons. Gene Ontology annotation, cellular component: AP-3 adaptor complex; membrane coat. The coding region runs from base 178 to 3459 and encodes 1093 amino acids.
GCAACUCACACAUCCGGUUGUGUGUAGAAGGCACAGAAAACACUCCGAGAAAGGGAUUUUUUUUUAAAAUUAUUCCUAUCUUUUAAACUGGCUUUAAAAAGAAAUAUAACCAAAUCAAAAUUGUUACUAUUUUUUUUUUCUUUCAAACUUUCAAACUGCUUAUAGCUUCAAAGCUAAAUGUUAGGAAUGUCGGCCAACAGUUUGUCGUACAAUGACCAAGGAGGAACGGACACAGGCGUAGAAGUUGGUCAGGAAACCACUCCGACCACCAGCUUUGGUCUCUUCACCAGCGACUUUAAAAAGAAUGAGGACCUAAAGGAGAUGCUGGAGAGCAGCAAGGAGUCUCACAAACUGGAGGCCAUGAAGAGGGUGGUGGGGCUAAUAGCAAAGGGGAAAAAUGCAUCAGAACUGUUCCCUGCUGUAGUGAAAAAUGUUGCAAGCAAGAACCUUGAGCUGAAAAAGCUGGUUUACGUGUACUUGGUCAGGUAUGCAGAAGAACAGCAGGAUCUUGCCCUCCUGUCCAUCAGCACCUUUCAGCGUGCUCUCAAGGAUCCAAACCAGUUGAUUAGGGCCAGUGCCCUACGGGUUCUCUCCAGCAUUCGUGUGCCAAUCAUUGUGCCCAUUAUGAUGUUGGCCAUCAAAGAGGCUGCCUCUGACCUUUCACCUUAUGUCAGGAAAACAGCUGCUCAUGCCAUACAGAAGCUGUACAGUCUGGAUCCUGACCAGAAGGAGCACCUGAUUGAAGUGAUUGAGAAACUACUAAAAGACAAAAGCACGCUGGUAGCAGGGAACGUGGUGAUGGCAUUUGAAGAAGUGUGUCCAGAGCGGAUUGAUCUGAUCCAUAAGAAUUACCGGAAGCUGUGCAACCUUCUAAUUGAUGUGGAGGAAUGGGGACAGGUGGUGAUCAUCAACAUGCUCACCCGCUACGCCCGCACCCAGUUCAUCAGCCCAUGGAGAGAGGACUGUGGUUUUGAUGAAAACUGUGAAAAGACAUUCUAUGAUUCGGAUGAAGAGAAGAGAGAUGGUGUGACACAGAAAAAGCCAUACGUGAUGGAUCCAGAUCACAGAUUAUUGUUACGCAAUAUCAAACCUUUACUGCAGAGCAGAAAUACUGCUGUGGUAAUGGCUGUGGCACAGCUGUAUUGGCACGUGGCCCCUAAACAUGAACUAAACAUCGUCAGCAAAUCUCUGGUACGAUUACUGAGGAGCCACAGGGAGGUUCAGUAUAUAGUGCUGCAAAAUAUUGCCACUAUGUCCAUCCAGAAAAAGGGCAUGUUUGAGAUAUUCUUGAAGAGUUUUUACGUAAGAUCAACAGAUCCUACACACAUCAAAACACUGAAGCUGGAAAUACUAACUAAUUUAGCCAAUGAAGCCAACAUCUCCACCAUUCUCCGUGAGCUGCAGACGUAUGUUAAGAGCCAGGACAAAGAGUUUGCAGCCUCUACUAUCCAGGCAAUUGGAAGGUGCGCGACCAACAUCUCUGAGAUCACAGACACAUGUCUCAAUGGCCUCGUGCUAUUGCUUUCUAGCCAAAAUGAAACAGUCGUAGCGGAGAGUGUGGUGGUCAUUAAGAAGCUGCUCCAGACGCAGCCCUUACAGCACAGCGACAUCAUCAAACACAUGGCCAAGCUGUUUGACAGCAUUACGGUGCCUAUGGCAAGGGCAAGUAUUCUGUGGCUCACUGGUGAAUAUUGUGAGCAUGUGCCAAAAAUCUCUCCUGACCUUCUAAGAAAAGUGGCCAAGACCUUCACUAGUGAAGAGGACAUUGUUAAAAUGCAAGCAGUUAACCUUGCAGCCAAACUGUACCUCACCAACUCCAAACAGACUAAGCUGUUGGUACAGUACAUUCUAAACCUGGGAAAGUAUGAUCAGAACUACGACAUCAGAGAUCGUACACGUUUUAUUCGGCAGCUUAUAGUUCCCAAUGAGAAAAGUGGUGCUUUGAGCAAAUAUGCAAGGCGAAUUCUGCUGGCACCCAAACCUGCCCCUGUGCUGCAGUCUGCCUUUAAAGAUCGUGAUCGUUUUCAACUCGGCACACUGUCGCAUACUCUGAACUCUAAAGCCACAGGCUAUCUGGAGCUAUCCGAUUGGCCACCUGUUGCUCCUGACCAGUCUGUCAGAAAUGUGGAGGUGGUGGAAGCGGUGAAUGAAUGGGCUCCAUCUGUCAGCAAAGCCCAACCUGCUACAUCAGAUGGCCAGUUCUACUCAGACUCUGGAGAGGAAGAAAAGGAUGAGGAGGAAGGAUCAGAUAGCAGCAGUGAGGACAGCAGUAGCAGCAGUGAAGAGUCAAGCAGCAGCACAGAGAGUGAGGAGAAUUCUGAAAGCAGCAAUGAAUCUGAAGAAAGCUCCAGCCAGUCAGAGAAGAACAGCAACUUGGGUUCUGAAAAGAAAAAAAGGAAAACUCAGAAAAACAAAGAACUCCAGCAGGGCAGAAAACCCAGUAAAGACAGUGACUCAGAUCAAAACAACAGGCAUUUGGAUAAAGCUAGUGUGGGAAGCGAGCCAAGCAGUUCGGAGGACACUUUGUCUAGCUCAGAGUCUGACUCUGAUUCCGACUCCCCAACUAAACAGAAAUCAAAAAUCAAAUCCCAACCAGCCAAGAAGUUGGAAGAGCAACCUAAGAAAGCAAAAGAGGUUUCUCUCUUGGAUCUGGAUGACUUUUCUACUACUGUAGUUACCACACCCAAAAGCUCCAUCCUCUCCCCAAGUCUUUUGUCUGACCUUCAAGGACUUUCACUAUCUGCCUCCUCCACCCCAGCAAUACAGGUGACCAGUCCCAUGUUUGUUCCAGUUUGUUCACAUGAGCUUCUCCACAGCAUGACUGGAAAAGGCCUCGCUGCUCACUACCACUUUCCACGGCAACCGUGUAUCUACGGCAACCACAUGGUUUCUCUGCAACUGACACUUAGCAACCACAGUGACCAUGUACUUCACAACAUCCAUAUCAUGGAAACAGCAUCCACUAGACAGAAAAUCCACUGUUUCAGCCCAAUUGAGAGUUUGGAGUUGGAGGCAUCGGUAACAGUUUCACUUGGAAUGGAUUUUAAUGACUCAACACAGGCAGCCAGUUUUCAGUUGUGUACUAAAGAAGAUCGGUUCAGUGUGUCUAUCCAGCCAGCAGUAGGAGAGCUGCUACUCCCUGUCACCAUGUCUGAACAGGACUUUAACCGAGAGCAAGGAAAGCUGCAGGGAAUGAAUGAAUGCUCCGCCUCAGUCGUCUUGUCCUCCAAAAACACCUUGGUCAGUGACAAGGUCAUGAAUGUGGCUAACAUGGGUGUGGUGCCGUCUGGAGAAAAUAACAUGCACAGGUAUGCAGCCAAGCUGGUGAGCUCUGGCACCCUGGUGUUGGUGUGUGUGGUACAGAAAGAUGUCAGUGCUCAACUAACUGUCAACACAGAAAAGACGGUCAUCGGCUCCAUGCUACUCCACGAGCUUCAGAUAGCUCUUGGUGCUGCGUAGAAUACACCUUAUUACCCACAAAACACACACACACACACAUUUAACCUAGAAUAUAGAGGAUGAAUGAGUGAGUGACCAGCAUAAAACAAGAUGAACACAUUAAGAACACAUCUGAAAAAAGAUGGACACAUUAUUUUUUUUCUGUUCUAAUGUAUGUAAAGGCUAAAUUCACCUUUCCUCCAGUUUUGCAAAAAUUAUAUUUGGAUCAGAAAUUUAAGCAUUUCUUAUUUACUUUUUGUCAUAUACUAUUCCCUAUGUGAACAACCACCUUCUUAUAUAUAGUUCAGCCGCAUCCUGAUUCAUGUACUUGUAUGAUCAAUUAAAAAUUGUAACGGUUACAUGGAGGUUUUUUUGUUUGUUUUUUUUUUUGUUUUUUUAUGCAAGUUUUGAUUCUCAAUAGCAAAUUGUACCAUGGAUUUAACAAAAAGUAAUUGCUUUAAUUUAAUUAUCUUUGUUUAAUUUAUCUUUGUGCACAAAAGGAGUUGAAGAAAUACUUCAGUUACUUACACAAAUACUUCACUUUUUCAUUGUUACUUUUACUUUUUUUUUUUUUUUUUAAUCUUACACCGGUUUAUAUUUUACAAUUACAUUAAAUAAUUUGAUAAAUCGGCACAGUUUUUCUGCAAAAGUUUCUCAAAUCAAAGGAAUUUGUAAGAAAGGCCCUAAUCUGUAUAGUUAUUAUUUAAAUAAAAUGCGACUACGUUUUCAGAGGGACACAUUUACAUUACUAGUGUUGUGUGGGUCUGAUGGCAGAUUCCACAAAAUUCAAAUUCUGUCAUUUCUGUCUUCUUAAACCAUUACUGUUAUGUAAAACUCUGCAGUUUUGAAUUUCUUCAAUAGUCCUGUAUUGAAUCCCUAUGUGACAGAAAAUGAACUGCCCUUAGAUUACAAUUAUUAAUUCAUCAUUAAAAUGUAGAAACAGUUUCCCAUUCUUUACUCUGUACAGAGAAACAUGACAAUUCUGUGGUAAACAUCCCUAUACUACAGAUUGAUGGAGAUUGGGGGACUUUAUUACAUACUGCUCUUUAUUCAGGAUCAGAGCCCAUGGGCUUCAUGACUAUAGCCAUAAAUCUUACAUACAUGCACUCUGUGCCAUCAUCAAAAAGGUCAUACUGUUGACAGUUUUAUGAGAAUGUGAGUGCAUCUCUCGCUAUCGUGCCUAAGUGUAGGUUGUAAGGAUGCCACAGAACCAUUAGGAUGCGGACAGACACAAUUUUUGAUCUAGUUGCUGGGUGUGUUGUGUUAUGGCCCAGCUGGAAAAGUUACUGUAUUGAUGAUUACAAAAAAAGAUGAAAUAAAGAUACAUUUUUGACAUAAAA